CGAAUGGACUGCCACGAUGACGCGUCAAGCCUUCCUAGCUCGCCACCUUGAAGCUUGAGUCUGUUAUCAUCCUGUGCUCCACUUGUACAUAGUGUUUAUUUAUGCCGCACGUGGCACUGCAAUCCAAAAGCCCAGGUCUUCUGCGGGAUGUCGCACAUGAUCGAGCUUGAGAGCCUGAGAGAGGAGCCAAUUUCACCAACGUUGGAUUAUGGAGAAGAUCAUGGAUUGCUCGUUUCAUAUUCAGACGCUCGAGCGUACAAGACCCCGGCUUGCUUCAGAGGCAUUUGGGAGAAAUUGAAGCACGAAGCCAAACAGAUCUUCCACCCGAGUGCGGCAGUAUUCCCCAAGAGAAUUGCCAACCUGUUAUAUGCCACCACCUUGAUCUUCUUUGGUAUCUUUAUCUCUACCAUCACAAUCGCGUUCUUCCGUUGGAAGGCGACGGACCCAUUCGAUACGUUCUUCGCGCGAUUCUGGGAUGAAGGUCCUUCCUCCGCGCACAAUCCUGCAAAGUACCCAAUUGAAUUCUUCGGGAACGUCCUUCCUAUCCCGUGUCACUCACACAAUGACUACUGGAGAAGGACUCCGCUCUUCGCGGCCUUAGGCUCGGGCUGUAUCAGUGUCGAAGCAGAUGUUUUCUAUCGCAACAACGAGCUUUAUGUUGGCCACACAGAGAGCGCCCUACACCCAGGUAGAACCCUCAAAAGCAUGUACAUCAAUCGUCUUGUGGAUCUUUUGGACGAGAUGAAUCCAACACAUUGGAGAGCCGCAGAUCCAAAGGGGGUCUUUUACAAUGCUCCACAUCAGAGCUUGACGCUAGUGGUGGACUUCAAGACUGCAGGGAACGAGACAUGGUCGGCAUUAUAUGAGCAGCUGCAGCCGUUGCGGGAGAGAGGUUGGCUCACCAAUUGGAACGGAACACAUCGUGUUGAGCGCCCACUUACGGUUGUCGCAUCGGGUGCGGCGGACUUCGAUCUUGUUGCCUCACACAACCAAGUACGAGAUAUCUUCCUCGAUGCCCCGCUUGCCGAGCUAGACCAUCCGUUUGACGAUGGAACAAGAUUUCGGUACAACGUGUCCAACUCUCACCUCGCAUCUGCGAAUUUCCACGAUGCUAUUGGGUCGGUCUUCCGCGGCAAGGUCAACGAUGAACAGGUACUGUUAAUACGCAAACACACCCAAAGCGCACAGCAGAGAGGGUUGGUACCUCGAUAUUGGGGGACGCCUCGAUGGCCUCGAGGACUGAGAGAUGAAAUAUGGGCAUUGCUAGUUCGGGAAAAUAUAGGCCUGCUCAAUGUUGAUGACUUGAGAGGUGCACGGAAAGGCAAUUGGGGCUCCUGGUCCUGAGGUGUUGGCAGGCAGUUGCGCAGCAAUUUCUCAUCGUUAUAGUGGAUGGUGAUGGAGCUGGUGCAUUGCAGGAGAUUCGUGAGAUCAGAUCGGAGAGAUGAAAUCAAUAGUCUUGACUUCACAGUGGCCAUGCAGUCCAGACUACAGGAAUGUAUGGAAGCUCCGAUAAAUGACACAUGUACUUUAUUUAAUCUUA
Molecule: messenger RNA, 1540 nt
Organism: Paraphaeosphaeria sporulosa
Lineage: Eukaryota; Fungi; Ascomycota; Dothideomycetes; Pleosporales; Didymosphaeriaceae
Exons: 4
Coding region: 148-1344 (398 amino acids)
Biological process (GO): lipid metabolic process
Molecular function (GO): phosphoric diester hydrolase activity
Source: RefSeq, a predicted model, not a curated record